Molecule: messenger RNA, 1734 nt
Organism: Mesocricetus auratus (golden hamster)
Lineage: Eukaryota; Metazoa; Chordata; Mammalia; Rodentia; Cricetidae
Gene: Slfnl1
Product: schlafen like 1
Exons: 5
Coding region: 475-1671 (398 amino acids)
Source: RefSeq, a predicted model, not a curated record
GUUUGACCCUGGGAGCAGGAUCACUGCCAGCACUCACUGGAGCUUGGGACUGGGGACAAAGGGGGUGGAGCCUUUAGACAGCAGGUCCAUAAAGGUGGUAACUAGUGGGUUGUGUGAGCACUGGGGGUCUGAAGAGGUGAUAUAGAGGGAAGCAGCAGCUUUGGGCCCUCAAUUCUAGAAGCUGUUCCAAGGGCCACCAUGGCCAAACUGUGUCUGCUUAUAGUGUCUACCAGAGACUAUGGUAGUUGAGGACCAUCCUUACUCAGCAUCCCUCAACCCUGCUUGCUAAAGCCUGUGGCUGAACCAGAAGGCAUUGUUGACCUUCAUGAGAUCACAGAGGCCAGUGUGAAGGCCCCGCCCACUUCCUAGACCCUGGUGCUCUGUGCCUCCAUGCCAAGUCCUAAGUAUCCUGGGCCAUGGAGCUGUGGGAGCUUAGGGCUAGCACCUCCCAUCCCCCACAGGAACUAGCAGGACAUGAAGAUCAUAGGCCUCCUCUUUGCUCCUCUUCCUGCUUGCCCUGAAUGCCCCCACUGCAGCUGUGGUGGCUCUCAGACUCUGACCACCUCAGGAAUCCAAUCUGGAAAGAUGCAGGCUGGUGGUACUUGCCACCCAAGAUGGAGGCUGGGGUAUGGGGUGCUUGCCUGCCUCCUACGAGACACCCUAGAGCGGCUGGAGCUACCAGUGGCCCGUGAACACAUUGAGAUAGUGAGGCGGCCAAAAAACACUUAUGCACUGGUUCGGGUGGCUGCCCCCAAAGAUGUCCUGGCCUCACUCCCCUGGCGCCUGCAAAUGGCCUUGGAGGAGCAGCUAAUUCUCAAAGAGCUCACAGCCCGUGGCAAGGAGCUGGUGUUGAGUGAGGGCUUGGAGUCCCUAAGCCGCAGGGAGCAGGAUGACAGUGGCCCAAGUCCCAGCCCCAGCCCUGGCCCCAGUCCAGGCUUCAGACGUCCACAGCUGCUCCAAUGGCCAGAUCCUUCCCCUAACUGGUGCUGGGCUGGGCGUCGGCAGAUCUCUCAGAACCGACCCAGUGGUGUGCGCUCUGACAGUGCCAUUGUGCACCAGGAGAUCUUGGGACAGGAGCAGCUAUUCCAGGGUGCCUUCCUUGGCAGCGAGACACGGAAUGUGGAGUUUAAGCGAGGCAGCGGUGAGUACCUGAGCCUGGCUUUCAAGCACCAUGUACGGCGCUACGUAUGUGCCUUUCUCAACAGCGAGGGUGGCAGUCUGCUGGUAGGUGUCGAGGACAGUGGCCUGGUUCAGGGCAUUCACUGUAGCCACCGCGAUGAGGACCGUACACGCCUGCUGGUGGACUCCAUCCUGCAGGGCUUCAAACCCCAAGUCUUCCCUGAUGCGUACACCCUCACCUUCAUCCCCGUCAUAAGCACUUCCACGGCCAACAUGCCUCUCAAGGUACUCCGUCUGACUGUGCACACUCCCAAGGCUCAGGGUGAGCCACAACUAUAUGAGACAGAUCAAGGGGAGGUAUUUCUACGGCGUGAUGGAAGCAUCCAGGGCCCACUGUCUGUUGGCGCCAUCCAGGACUGGUGCAGGCAGAAGUGGACGAUGGAGCUGGGCAAGCUGGAGGAAAAGGUGAAGGUGCUGACGGUGGAAAAGGAGCAGCUUCAGGAGCAGCUGAGGCAGCAACGGUCCCUGUCCUGCAGCUGCUGUGUCCUGUGAGGAUGAGGAAGAUGUGGGCUAAGGCCUGGAAUAAAACAUGCAUGGGCCACCGCCUCUCCUUCA